Messenger RNA from Aricia agestis (brown argus), 1245 nucleotides. RefSeq lists its product as uncharacterized. The transcript is spliced from 4 exons. Lineage: Eukaryota; Metazoa; Arthropoda; Insecta; Lepidoptera; Lycaenidae. The record is from RefSeq and is a predicted model, not a curated record. Bases 185 to 1075 code for a protein of 296 amino acids. Gene Ontology annotation, molecular function: DNA binding.
GAAAACCUUGUUUACUAUAAAAAUAAAAUUGUACUUUUUGACAUAUUAAUUUAAAUAUAAUGUAUAUCGAUAAGUAAUUUAAACAUGAUAUAAGUUUUUAUGAAUAAUUAUAACUUGUCGAAUUUCGUUGUUCUAGUCUAAUCAUAUAACAUUAGUUACAGAUGCUGUCCAAGAUGUUAUAUCCAUGUACUUUACUAAGGAAUCGGCCGAUCAACUGAAAUGCAAUAUUUGCUCCACGGUAUUAACGACAGAUGACAAUAAUACAGCACCUAAAGAGCACAUCAGGGACUCUCACAGAGGCGUUUACGAGUUGCACAAGGAUAUCCUGGAAUGUUCCAUGGGAUACCAGAUAGAGUUCCUACAAUUCAGUGUGUCGGAUAGUCGGACUCAACCUGUGAUAAUAGAAGAGAUAUGCGAGACUCAACCUGAAGUUAUCCAGGAUCAGUUGCCCAAAAAUGUCGAGAACCGGCAGUAUAUAUUUCUAUCAAGCGUAAAAAGUGAUGAUACAUGCAGAAAACGGAGCUGGGUAUGGAAGUAUUUCGAUAAGUUGUCGCAGACCAUAUUUCGGUGCAACCUUUGCAACGUCGUUCUAUCGAUAAAGGGGUGCAAUAGUAACAACAUGAAUCGCCACAUCCGCUCGAGACAUCCGGUCAUCUACGGCAGUGAACUAGAGAUGAAGAUCAAAAGUGACGAGAAGCGGACAGAUAUAUUAAGCAAGGGCAAGCCGCUACGGAGUUGGGUGUGGACGUAUUUCAACCGCGAUUCGAGGACUCGAGCUACUUGCAAGCUGUGCGACAAGACCAUCAACCACGGGGGCAACGCCACCGGCAACCUCAACAGACAUCUGAAAAUCAUCCACGAGAAGAAUGAUGAUCCCCACUACUGGAUUUGGAAAGUUUUUGAUAAUGACUCUGAAGACUAUUAUUCGUGCAAAUUGUGCACUUUUAAACUAGCGAAGACCGACAAUUUUGAUAUCUGCGUGCAGAUAAUACUUGACCAUUUGAAAGACCAGCACGCUUUGGUGUCGGCGGAGCAAAUUUUCACUGUUAAAGACUACGAAGGGGAUGAAGGAUAAAGUUAAACCGUCUUACACCUGCUACUGUAAAUUAUGUAUAAUUGUAAAAUAACUUGAUAUAUUUAUAUUAAGUUAUUUUUAGGCCACGGAAGUUGUCAUGAUGUAAGUCAUUAUUUGGAGUGACUGAUUAAGACUACUUGAUGCCCUAAGCAAUCCAUGCCAUUGGGCCC